Staurois parvus is the source of this 677-nucleotide messenger RNA. The record is from the annotation of a GenBank genome assembly. NCBI's taxonomy places the organism in Eukaryota, Metazoa, Chordata, Amphibia, Anura, Ranidae.
GUGGCAGCGGAAGUUGGCGUCUGUGGUGGAGCGCAGAGAGGGAUUUGACAGCAAUGACGUGCACCAUAGACAAGAUCUUACAAGAUGCCAAAACUUUGUUAGAGAGACUGAAGGAUCAUGACAAUGCUGCAGAGUCCUUAAUUGAACAGUCUAGCUCUCUACAUAAGCGGGUGGAAUCCAUGAAAGAGGUUGGGACAACACUACCAGAAAAGUAUCAAGAAGACUUGGCAGAGUUAAAAGAUGCUUCAAAGUACAAACCACAUGUGCUUUUAUGUCAAGAAAAUACUCAAAUAAGAGAUCUUCAACAGGAAAAUAAAGAGUUAUGGCUGUCUUUGGAGGAGCAUCAAUAUGCACUGGAGCUGAUCAUGAGCAAGUACAGGAGGCAAAUGCUGCAGCUAAUAGCAAACAAAAAGCCUGCACCCACAGAACCUGUUCUAGAAGCUCACGAAACCUAUUCUUCUGAUAUAGAGAGACACAUUGACAGGAUAUGUACUAUGGGAGAAGUCAUGAGACAAGCCAUCCAGAUCGAUGAGGAUCAGGCAUACAGCAUUCAAGAAAGACUCGCCCAACUAGAGUUGGAAAACAAGGAACUUCGGGAAAUCUUAUCUGUUAGCAAGGAGUCACUGCAUUCAGGAAAGAAAGAAUCUGACUGGAAUUCAUUAGAGAAAACUCAGUGA